AUGAUUACGGGUGUCGUGGGUGUCACUUUCUGGACCGACGACCUGGAAAAGAUGUUCCGUUUCUACAACGACGUACUGCAGCUGCCCCUGCAUUCCCGGCAUCCUGACUUCAUUGCCUUCGAGUUGGGUGAAGUUCGCUUCAAUAUCGGUCUCCACAACCGGGUGUCCGGUAACUCCAGCGACCCUUAUCGUUUCAUGCCCCACCUCGGCGUGGCCGACAUCCACGCCGUCGCCGCCAGGCUGGCCGAUGCGGGCGUCGAAUUCAUCCGCCAGCCGGAACAGGAAAGCUGGGGCGGAUGGGUCGCCACCUUUCGCGACCCAGACGGCAACACACUGCAACUGCUCCAGCUGGUCUGA
Geodia barretti is the source of this 357-nucleotide messenger RNA. The record is from the annotation of a GenBank genome assembly. NCBI's taxonomy places the organism in Eukaryota, Metazoa, Porifera, Demospongiae, Tetractinellida, Geodiidae.